AUGUAUGAUUCAACAUGGAGAAUACAGUAUGAUGUUAAUGACAAGUGGGCGAUCAUUUUCUUAUUUCUAUUUCUUGGGUGCUUAGUUGCUCUUUCCGGACUUUAUGUUAUUGAAACAGCAAGGGUAUAUCGCAAGUCUUGUAAAAGAUAUGAUUCUCCAAGCGAUAAAACUUCUCCGUCGCUGUCGCCUUCAGUUUUGGAGCGUAUUUAUCUUAUGAUAAGAAACGCUUAUUUGCAUUUGGCAACCCAUAAAGGUAUUAUGACAAUCAUUGCUGUUCCAAUUGUUUUUGGAAUUACAGUUCCUUUUAUUGGAAGAGACACAAACAACCCAGGGACAAAAGGGGAUUGGGUUGGAAUGCUAGUGUGUGCGAGAUUAGGAUUUUUGUCAACAGCUGUUUUUACCCUUUCCUUCCUUUUCAGUAUGAAAAACAAUCCAUUCGCUUUGAUGCUUUUCUCUUCCCAUGAAAAGAUGAAUUAUAUUCAUCGUCUCUUAUCCCAAUUCGCCAUUCUACUAGGUAUCAUACAUGGUUUUACGCGCCUUGCUUUGGAUGCCGAGAAAGGCCUAAGUUUAAUUAAUCGUGUAUAUAAUACGGGAUAUGCCAUUCUCGCCAUAACGGUCCUUUUAUUUAUCAGCGUUCUACCGUGUUUCCGACGAAGAUUUUAUGAAUGGUUUUUCCUUAUUCAUCAUGUCUGUAGCAUUGCUUUUAUUAUAUGUAUUUACAUGCAUCAUCCCCGAUGCAUUCCUUACAUGAUUGCAGCUAGUGCUUUCUAUGCACUGGAUCGUGGAUGUAGAGUCCUGCGUUGCUUUAUGAAUAAAACAACAUUCCAGGCAACCAUGAUUGAUGAUGAUGUCGUUUACUUGCGUGGAAAAAAACCCAAAGCUUCUUUCUUUUCUUUGCCAUGGUCUUCAGGUAAUCAUGUUUAUAUCAAUAUCCCUCGUUUAAGUUUUUGGCAAAUGCAUCCAUUUACCCUCGCUAGCUGUCCUUGGGACGAAUACAUUGAGCUGUUGGUUGUCGUUCGAAAGGGAUUCACUCGACGCUUGGCAAGCCAUCUUGGUUCCAUAGACGAUUCAUCAAGUGACGAAGCUGAAAAGUCCAAUGCUAGCGUUUCUGUAUCUAAAUCAAGCUAUAAAAAUAAUUCAUUUAAUUUACAUAAGCGAAUGGAUUCUGACGCUACUUGUGCAGUACCGACCAAGGAAAUGACAGUUUUCCUGGAUGGACCAUAUGGACCAGUGUCCAACCCCUGUAAGAAUUACUCUUAUGUUUUUUUUGCUGCAGCCGGUUGCGGUAUUACUUCCACCUUACCGACCUUCAGGGAUAUGCUGGUGAAGCCUGGGAACACACUUCACAUUACAUUUGUAUGGUCAUGUCGAUCAUUCAAGUUCAUUCGUCUUUUUAAGGAAAUUUUGGAGGAUUCUAUAAAACAGAAUCGGGUGUCUGUCCAUAUAUAUUGUCAUCUGACGACAAGCUAUUCUGUGAAAGAGCACCAUUUAUUAUCUCAAACGAGUGGUUCAAACUCAAUUCAAUACUUUGAUGAAAGGCCCAAUUUAGAAAACCAUAUCAAGGACUACUUUGAUUUGUCUGGAACAAACGUUAGCGCAAUAAGUGCAUGCGGACCUGAUGCCUUUUUGAAGAGUUUGAAAAAGGAGGUGACUUCUCAGCAAAAAUGGGAUGCCGAUACUUUCCAGCAAUAUGAAGAAAUUUGA
Messenger RNA from Schizosaccharomyces osmophilus, 1704 nucleotides. Its product is annotated as ferric reductase transmembrane component. Gene Ontology annotation, molecular function: ferric-chelate reductase activity. The transcript has a single exon. Bases 1 to 1704 code for a protein of 567 amino acids. Gene Ontology annotation, biological process: iron ion transport; copper ion import; intracellular iron ion homeostasis. Gene Ontology annotation, cellular component: plasma membrane. The record is from RefSeq and is a predicted model, not a curated record. NCBI's taxonomy places the organism in Eukaryota, Fungi, Ascomycota, Schizosaccharomycetes, Schizosaccharomycetales, Schizosaccharomycetaceae.